AUGAAUAAAAAAAUUAUAAUUUUAAUUUAUUUAAUUUUUAUUAAAUCGAUUGUUGGACAAAAUCCAGUUUGGAUUGGUGGUAGUGGUUGUAAUUUAUUUACAGAUUCAUCAUGUUGGAGUCCAUCAACAAGCCCAUUAACAACUGAUAUAGUUACAAUGGGAGUUGAUUCUACACAAACUGUUGUCGAUGGUGAUAUAACCAUUACAACAUUGAUAAAUAAUAAUUUAACAUUGGGAGGUGUUGAAAUGAGUUCAACUAUUUCUUUGGAAAUUAUAGAUACAUCAUUAAUUGUGAGUGGAGCAUUUUCCAUGGCCACAAAUUCAAGAUUAAGUUUAAGUCUAUCCGAUUCCUAUGCAAACUCAUUGGUUAGUGGAAGUGCAACUAGAAAUGCUGUAAAUGUUUUAAUGAAUUUACAAAGUAUGCAAACUUUAAUGGUUGGCUCAAGUUUUACAAUGACUGGAAAUUCCGUAUUGGAUGUCAAUCGUUCCAUCUCAACAAUUAAUGGUGUUUUCACAAUGAAUGAUGACACUUCAUUAUUUAUGUACUCUAAACAAAAUGGUGAUUCAAAAUUCACCGUUGGCAAUAGUGUUCUCAAUGAUGCUUCAUCAUUAAAUUUCCAAGGUCAAUCAUUUAUUUUUUUCAACCAAACUAAUUUACCAUCUGGUUUAGUAUUGAAUGAUCAAAGUAAAAUAGUUGCCAUUGAUGCUGAUAAUGUUAAAAUAUCUGGUGUUGUUACAUUGAAUGAUCAAUCGAGUAUUCAAUUAACUUCAUCACGUUUAUAUUUGGAUAGUUUAGUAACUGCUACCACAAGUUCAAUCCUUGUAAACAAUUCAACACUUUCAAUACUUCAAUCUAUACCAACCACUUUCUCUCCAGCAUCUGCCGUUUUCAAAGGUUCAGUAUUUACAAUUAAAUCAAAUUGUACAAUUCAAUCACCAAUUACAAUGAUUGAUUCUGUUUAUUCCUUUAAUCAAAGCCAUACUCUUGCAAGUCAAUUCACAGGUUCCAAUGUUUACAUGAUUAUGGACGCAGCCAUAUUGAAUGCAGGCAACUAUUACGAUUGUAGUGGUUGUAGUUUAUCAAUGAGAAAUUCAAUUGCCAACUUUGAUUCAUAUGAAAACCAAGGUGAUUUAAUUUUGUCAUCAAGUAAAUUAAAUAGUAAUGCUCCAAUUACAUCAAACACUGGUUCUAUCUUUGGUUACUAUGGUGAAUUGAAUCAAGCCCUCACUGUUGAAUCUGGUUCAUUGGGUGUUUACAAUGAAAAGACAAGACUCUUUGUAAAUGGUAAUGUCAUUGUUGAAUCUGGUGCUAAAAUUCAAUUCUAUCUUUCAUCACCAUUAGAUUUCAGUUGGUUGAAUACAAGUGGUUCAUUGGAUGUUCAAUCUGGUACAAUCAUUGAAAUCUAUGUUUACAUUGAAAUUUUAAAUAAUGGUUCAAUGGAAGUCAUUAAAACUUCGAAUGGUUUCGUUACUCCAUUGUCAACCGAUAAUGUUAAAUUAUAUACUUACGAUCCAGAUAAUGAUGUUAUCACUGAUUUUUCAACUACUGGUGGUUGUGAAUACUCAAUUUCAAUUACAAAUACAUCAGUAUUGGUUCACACUGAUUAUGCUUGUCAACAAGCAAUAAUUACACUUGGAACUGAUGGUAUCUCUAAAGGUUCAUUAGCUGGUAUCUCUGUUAGUAUGGUUGCUUUGGCUUGUUUCGUUUCAUUAGGUGUUUGGUGGAAAACUUCAAAAAAGAAUGAUCAAAGAAAUGAUUCUCAAGUUUUAACAAAUUUCUCUCAAAAUAAAUCUGAUGAUAUCGAUGUUGAAAGAAAAUUAUAA
Dictyostelium discoideum AX4 is the source of this 1824-nucleotide messenger RNA. It is a transcript of the gene dicB, whose product is annotated as discoidin-inducing complex protein. Lineage: Eukaryota; Evosea; Eumycetozoa; Dictyosteliales; Dictyosteliaceae. The transcript has a single exon. Bases 1 to 1824 code for a protein of 607 amino acids. The record is from RefSeq and is a predicted model, not a curated record. Gene Ontology annotation, cellular component: extracellular region; membrane.